AUGUCUGCUGAUAAGGAAAAAUCGAAGGUGCACAAGCUGUCCUUGAAAGGGUCCUCGAAGCUGGUGGCAGAAUUUUUUGAAUAUUCUAUCAACUCGAUUCUAUUCCAGCGUGGGGUUUAUCCCCCUGAAGACUUUACAACGGUGAAGAAAUACGGUCUCAACAUGCUCGUGACGGCCGACGAUCAGGUCAAAGCAUAUAUCAAGAAGAUCAUGUCUCAGCUUAAUAAAUGGAUGAUUGGAGGGAAGAUUUCGAAGCUUGUGGUUGUUAUCACAGACAAGGAAACCGGAGAACAUGUAGAAAGAUGGCAAUUUGAUGUACGUGCGACGUAUGUACAAGUCUAUGGCAAGCAAACGCUGACAGGAGUAAAGGUCCAAAUCUUCAGCAAAAGCUCGAAAAGCAAAUCUUCCCAAAAACCAACUGAUAAGGAAAAUUCUGUUCCGGGAGAAUCAAACGCCCAGUCAACAGCUCCAGUUGAAAAGACAGAAAAAGAAAUCCAAGAGGAGAUCCAGGCUAUUUUCCGACAGAUCACUGCAUCUGUGACCUUCCUUCCCGUGCUAGACGGGGACUGUACAUUCAACGUACUUGUCUAUGCUGAUGCAGAUUCGGAAGUGCCCGUGGAAUGGGGAGAUAGCGACGCGAAGGAAAUCAAGAACGCCGAGAAAGUCCAACUAAGAAGUUUCAGUACUAACAACCACCGCGUGGAGACUCUUGUCAGCUAUCGACUUGCGGAUUAA
Molecule: messenger RNA, 735 nt
Organism: Penicilliopsis zonata CBS 506.65
Lineage: Eukaryota; Fungi; Ascomycota; Eurotiomycetes; Eurotiales; Aspergillaceae
Exons: 7
Coding region: 1-735 (244 amino acids)
Biological process (GO): mitotic spindle assembly checkpoint signaling
Cellular component (GO): kinetochore; nucleoplasm; cytoplasm
Source: RefSeq, a predicted model, not a curated record